Molecule: messenger RNA, 366 nt
Organism: Paramuricea clavata
Lineage: Eukaryota; Metazoa; Cnidaria; Anthozoa; Malacalcyonacea; Plexauridae
Source: the annotation of a GenBank genome assembly
AAUUGUAGAAGAACUAGAGAAUCAACAACAUUUUAUAUCAAAUCAAGCUGAGAAUUUGCUGAGCCAAACAGUUUCUCGCUUGGAAGAAGAAAUAAAUUCAAGCGACCGACGACCAAACAAGAGGGUUCUUGAAGACAGCGAAGAUGACAUGGAAUUUGAAAUUAACAACAAAAGAGCUAGACUUCAACAUCUGAAAACAAAUAAAGUUGCUGUCAAGGAGAGAAUGGCGAGAAGACUUUUUCAUAAGUGGAAAAGGUCUUUAAGAUCCCAGAGGGGAAAAGGGCAAGGACGUUAUAGAAUUGAUCGUGGAGCAGAAAGUGCGAUCAACGAUAUUCUUUAUGAGCAAUCGAAAGCCCAUAAUCGAAG